CGCCUCUUCCGGUGUUGCCACCUUCUUUGUCUACGGCCCAAGAUUUCGACACCGGGGGGUGUCUAUUUUUUUCUCUCUAGUUUUGAGGAUAUAUUUCCCGAUAUAUCCCAAUUUUCUGACAUUUAAUGACAGUCGACUCUGACCUAUUUAUGCCUAAAAGUAAAGCACCAAAAAUGGAUGACCUGGACUACAUCCCUGUAGACCUGAGCCCAGAGGAGCGCUCCGAGCUGGAGGACAUCCGCAGGAGGAAAGGAGUCCUACUGCAGGAGAUCCAGAGGCUCAGGGAGGAGUUACGAGAGGCUAUUUUAGAGGUGGAGGGACUGGAGACCAGCACAGAGGGCAGUAAAACCCUACAGAAAAGUAGACAUGUGGCUAUGGGACGGAAGAAAUUCAACAUGGACCCCAAAAAGGGGAUCCUGUUCCUGGUGGAGAACGAGCUGCUCAGACACACGGCGGAGGACAUCGCGCAGUUCUUGUACAAGGGAGAAGGCCUUAACAAGACCGCCAUAGGAGAUUACCUGGGAGAAAGAGACGACUUCAACAUCAAAGUGCUUCAAGCUUUCGUUGACCUCCACGAGUUCACCGACCUUAACCUGGUGCAGGCCCUCAGACAGUUCCUGUGGAGUUUCCGUUUGCCGGGCGAAGCGCAGAAGAUUGACAGAAUGAUGGAGGCUUUUGCUCAGAGAUACUGCCACUGCAACCCCGGUGUCUUCCAAAGCACAGACACGUGUUACGUGCUUUCCUUCGCCAUAAUUAUGCUGAACACGAGCCUGCAUAACCCGAACGUGCGGGACAAACCCGGACUGGACCGCUUCAUCUCGAUGAACCGCGGGAUCAACGACGGGGGAGACCUGCCGGAGGAGCUGCUCAGAAACCUCUAUGAAAGUAUUAAAAACGAACCGUUCAAGAUCCCGGAGGACGACGGCAACGACCUGACGCACACGUUCUUCAACCCGGACAGAGAGGGCUGGCUGCUUAAACUCGGAGGAAGAGUGAAAACUUGGAAGCGCCGGUGGUUCAUCCUCACAGACAACUGUCUUUAUUACUUUGAAUACACCACAGAUAAGGAGCCACGAGGUAUUAUACCUUUGGAAAAUCUUAGCAUCCGCGAAGUAGAGGACCCAAGGAAGCCUAACUGCUUCGAGCUGUACAUCCCCAACAACCGCGGGCAGCUCAUUAAGGCGUGUAAGACGGAGGCCGACGGGAGGGUGGUGGAAGGAAACCACAUGGUGUACCGCAUCUCCGCUCCCACACCGGAGGAGAAGGACGAGUGGAUCCACAGCAUCAAAUCUGCGGUCAGUGUGGAUCCCUUCUACGAAAUGCUCGCCGCCAGGAAGAAGCGUAUAUCGCUGAAGAAGAAAGAGGAGCAGCCCUAGGUUUACUCCUGUGCUCCUCUUUCUCUCCCCUCAUCCCUGCUGCUCGCACCUCUCUUUAACCCUCCUUCCUCCCGAGAAAAAAAAAAAAAAAAAAAAAAACGCCUCCUCUUCCACUUUCCUAGGGACUCCUUACCGUCAUGUCCGCCAGACUCUUUGGAAAAGCUGCAAACCAGAGUGAAGAGCUUACCUGCUGAGGCUGCCGUUCACACUGCUGCUGUUACACCCAACAUGACACAAUUACACCCCAGAGCACAAGGAAAGUCUUUGCUGUCCUCUCACCGACACUCUUAAACGGGCUGGAAAGCAUCUUGAAAAGGCUGUAUUCACACCAGACACGAUUGUUUUUUUGUUUUUUUGCACACUGGCCAGGCUCUUUAUCAAAUGUAUCCACAUCCAAUCAAUUGAACGGGUUUUAUUUUUGUUUUCCUCCAUUAAUUUUGUUCAGUUCACUUUGAAAAUACUUUCAGGUGAGAUGGUGGGGGUGGGUGGUUCUAUGAGACUUUUCCACUCUGGUGUGAAUACAGCUUUAUUCAGGCUUGCAAGCGGCUGCAGCUUCGUGAAGUCUUCUUUUCUUAUCAUCGAUGGCGCCUUAAUGAGAUACUCCCUUUCUUGAUUGUGCAUAGCCAAGACAAAAUGUGAAGUACUAAUAGGGUUUUAUUCUUAUAGAGCUGUGAAAUUGCAUACUAAUUUAAUACUCCAAGUGACGUUAAAAAAAAAUCUCAUUCAUGCUUAAUAAGUCAAUUAUUACCAGGUAAAAUGUCCAUUAAUGUAUAUUUACACUGGAUUUCAUAGUGGAAACACUGAACUUUAGCAUGUUUCUCGACAUGUUUGAGCAAUAGCGGAGUAGAGUGUUGUUGUCUGGAGGCUUGUUAAAUCUUUAUCUAUACAGAGCAGUUCUCAUCGUGUCUUUUCAGAAUGACCAUAACAGCAUGCCACGCCCGUUUUCUUCCCCCUUUUUUUUUCUGCUCAACACUACAAGACGAAAAUCCACAUCUGUUUAAUUAACUGUCCACCAAGAUGGGUUUUGUGAAGUCACAAAGGCAGCUUUUUUCAAUGUAAACUUUUUGUAAAUAGACGUUAGCCUAUUUGUUUACGAAACACACAGAUUUGAUUUAAUUUAUUCUUUAUCUUUUGUUGAAAUCAGAUGUUUUUUUUUUUUUUUGUACGAGCUACUGUUUUACUGCAUGUUGAUGGACGGAGGGAGGAGUCGUAGGUACUGAUGCAUGGCUGACCAUGCGAGUGCACUGAUUUGGAAAAUGUUAGUGUUUCCUGGUGACAUGGAGACAGCGCAUUUAUUACUGAAGUUGGUUUUUGCAUCAAGUGAGUGAUCCUGCUUGUUACAUUUUUAGAAAUUAUGAGAUUAUGUUUUUGACAUUUUUGUUUGUUUUUGUUGUGGGAAUCAAACUCUGUAAAG
This is a messenger RNA of Fundulus heteroclitus (mummichog), 2790 nucleotides long. RefSeq names its product cytohesin-2 (gene cyth2). The coding region runs from base 126 to 1376 and encodes 416 amino acids. The transcript is spliced from 12 exons. The record is from RefSeq and is a predicted model, not a curated record. Gene Ontology annotation, molecular function: guanyl-nucleotide exchange factor activity. Lineage: Eukaryota; Metazoa; Chordata; Actinopteri; Cyprinodontiformes; Fundulidae. Gene Ontology annotation, biological process: regulation of ARF protein signal transduction.